GGGUAAGUAUGGAGGGAGGGUGAGAGGGGAGAAGGAAGCGCACCGGAGACUCUUUCAGACAGAACUGCUGUUGCGCGGAGCUGCUUACAGAGUUUCCAGUCCGCGCGGCAAGAAGACAGGAGGGCGCGAGGCGAGGACACCGGCUCUUAUCCCGCGAGGAUACCCCCUCCACCCCACCAACUUACCCCCCCAACCCCACCACACCUGCACGGGCUCCAUGUGAAGGCGAAGCCUCGCGAUAUCCACGCGCAACUUUUGAUCGGAGAGGAAAACAGCAGCAGAAAACAGCACCGAGAGAGAGAGAGAGAGGGAGAGAGAGACAUACAGCCACACGGCGUUGGGAAGAGACAAAGAAGGCAAAGGUAUGGCGGCGACUUUACCCAGGACCCUUGGGGAGUUGCAGCUCUACCGCAUCCUACAGAGAGCCAACCUGCUGUGCUACUACGACGCCUUCAUCCAGCAGGGCGGCGACGAUGUGCAGCAGCUCUGCGAGGCUGGCGAAGAUGAGUUCCUGGAGAUCAUGGCAUUGGUGGGCAUGGCCAGCAAGCCGCUGCACGUUCGGCGUCUGCAGAAAGCUCUGCGUGACUGGGUCACCAACCCGGCCCUGUUCAACCAGCCCCUGACCUCACUGCCUGUCUGCAGCAUUCCCGUAUACAAACUGCCCGAGGGCUCACCCACACUGCUGCCUGGCAAUGGAGCCCGCGGAGAGACACACGUCAAGGUGCCCAAGUGUGUAGCUGCAGCCCUCGUGGACCCCGGAAAGGGCGAGGCGGGUAACGGGAGCUCCUCAGCCACAGCUUCACCCCUACAGAGUGGGACAGAGCCACGCUUUUGGGCUGGACACGGGACAGAAAGCGAGCACAGCCUCUCUCCUGCCGACCUCGGCUCACCCUCAUCCCCCCGCGACGGCCUGGAGGCGCUGGAUGCAGCCGCUGUCCAGUCGGUCACAGAAUGCGUGGAGAGAAUGGCACAGGCUCUGCCUAAGAGUGACCUGACAGAGGUCAAAGAGCAGCUGAAGGGCAACAAGAAGCUGGCAAAGAUGAUCAGCCACAUCUUCGACAUGAACGAAGAGGAUCCGCACAGGGAGGAGGAGAUCCGCAAGUACAGCGCCAUCUACGGACGCUUCGACUCCAAGAGAAAGGACGGCAAACAUCUCACACUGCAUGAGCUGACGGUAAACGAGGCUGCAGCCCAGCUGUGUAUGAAGGACGUGGCAUUGCUGACGCGCAGAGACGAGUUAUUUGGACUUGCUCGGCAGGUCUCCAGAGAGGUCACCUACAAAUACACCUACAGAACCAGCAAAUCCCGGUGUGGAGACAGAGACGAACCUUCUCCAAAGAGGAUUAAAACGGAGCAGGAAGGCUUUUUUGACCUGCAGGAGGCGCUGCAGGCCAUCCACAUGCGACAGGAGACGCUCAGAGAGCAGCUGGCCCAGGCUAGAUCCAAAGGAGACGAGACAGUUUCCCGAAACAUCCAGGUUCAGUUGGAGCGUCUGUUGGCUAAGCAGAUGGAGAUCUUGCACGAUGCUGCAGCUCAGGACAGACUGCAGGCUCUGGAGUGGAGAGUGCCACCCGGAGCCUUUAAACACAGUGCGGACAGACAGAGCACCAAUGGAGUGUCCAGUGAUAAGGCCAGCGAGCAGCACGGUGAGAAGCCACUGAAUCUGCGGGUGACGGGCCAGAGGCCGGGGGUGUCCGAGGGGGAGACGCCGCUGGGCAAGCAGCUGGCCAACGAGCUGAAGAGACACCACCAGGCCAGCGCUGAGAGCAAAGCAGCGGCCGCAACAGAAAACGGCAGCGGAGCGGACACGACUCCACGCGCCCUCAACCUUUCGGAAAAGAAAACCAUCAAAUCGGAGCCUGAGGAUUCCAGAUAGCAGACCGGAAAACCCCUUCCUACUGAUUCCAUAAUGAACUCUUGUCUGUCAGUGAAUACUAAAGGAGCACAACUACAGUAGAGCCUUAAUAACCAAUGUUGCCUCAAAAUAGAGUUUCUUUUUUAGUUCCAAGUUUUUUGUUUUGCCAAAGCACCUAGAGCCCUUAUUUUCAUCCCUGGAUAGACUCACAGAAUCUGUGUUGUCACUGACUGUACACGCAAACUGCUCUCUCUUUCUUUCUGUCUCUCUCUCUCUCUCUCUCUCUCUCUCUCUCUCUCUCUCCCUCCCUCUUUAUUCUCUCACUUGUUUUCUCUCUCUCUUUAAUGGGCGUGGACCAUAAUGUCCGCUUGUUGUACAUACAUUUGUUCAUACAUGGAAAAUGUUGAGAUGAUGUUAUUUAAAUACAGUUUGUGUUGUGUGUAUAUAUAUAUGAAUGCAUGUCGAGUACUGUUCCACUGAAACAGAAAGUGACACCGUCAUUGUCUCGAUGGUUCAAGCUCAGUUUGAAGACGUUUGAGCUUUUUUGGUGGAUUUCAAACGAACCUGGUUUUAAUAGUCUUUCUACGGUGCUAUGGUUGAGAUGACCCACAGAGGGCGAGUACAAUGCUUAAAGUAGAUGUUGUUAGUUUUACGAACAUAGUGAAAACCUCAGUCCACACAUUCAGCUUCAUUUGUCUGUGCUAGAUUGUAAUGUAAGGUUAUUUCAUUGAGAAUAAGCACAAGUAUCAUAAUUCAGCUUAUUGACUACUUACCUGGGAGUGAUAUUCACAGAACUACUUAAGAGAAACCUCUAAUAACAAGCUUCACGUAUGAAGAUCGUAAUUAGUUAUGUGAAUAGUUUGAUAAGCAUAAAUAGUACUAAAUAAGUACUAACUGUGAUUUUAUUGGCCACACCCAAAACAGAACCUCUCUUUCUGUAAAACGUUUCUGGGAGGAAGAUUUUUUGACCAACAGUCAUCUCAAAACAAGGUGUUUAUACACUUAUAAAAAAGGUGACAGAAAGGGUUCCUUGUGCGAUGUCAUAGAAGAACCACUUUAGUUCCCUAAACAUCAGUAUUGUGAAGUGACGAACCUUUUAAAAGUUAAAAGGCCUCCACAUAAUGUAAAGGUUCUAGGAAGAACCCAAUUUGGGAUAGAACUUUUACAUUAAAUUGUGAAAAUACCUUCACUCACUCACUCACGUUUAGCAGGCUAUACAUUCUCCACAAGGGGGCAGUCAAAUAGCUUCUGCUGCUUCACAAUAGCAGUGCUUUGCAUAGUCUCAUGGGGCCAAAUGUGACCAAGAAGGAAUAACGUCCUGGGGCUACUAUGAGAAAUUUGGGGCUAAAUGUGGGUAGGAGCAUACACUUUUUAGGGUGUGAACAAACUAAGUCUGGAGUUUGUAAACCAGUCCAACACUUGAUGACACUUCAGCUCAAAUUAGGGGGAGGAUGGAAUGUAAGUUAGCAUGGCUGAAAGGUCCACUAAGAAACACCAAUUAAGUACAUGUAUAAAUACAAAUUACAUGCAGUAAAAUAAACGUCUUGCAAGGGAAAAACAGCUCCAAUAGUCAACAAUAGCAUCUUGCUAGCUAGCUUGUGUUGACUGUACUCCAGACGUUAAAAGCGGAUGGACUAGAAGAAUUUGGUGGCAGGCUUUAGAGGGGUCAUCCAGCACCAGAAGUUUAACAAGUUGCCCCCAGACUUUUGAUCUCAUUUUGAGAUCACCUCUGGGCUUUGCUUUGCAUCAAUGACACUGUGUCUUUGCUUCAUUAGGGAACCAAAAAUAGUUCUUCUAUGGCAUCUCUCAAAGAACCCUUUGUGGCUCCAUUAUUUGAGUGUAGUUGCAAAGUGUAAAAAAUGACGUAAGGGAAAAAAUGGAGGUACGACGUUUUCUUAGGACUGAAACUUCAGGGCAGCAUCACAGCACCAUGGCAACCAUUUAUCAUACAUGAUCUAUUGUAAUAUGUAAUACCGAGUAUUUAGUAGUAGAGCAAUACCGAAUAGCUGUUGUUCCUAAAACCAGUGAAACGUGUCUAGUUGUCGCCGUCCCUGGGCUGUUCACUGUACAGUACUGUAUUUGUACCCUCCGUUCAGUAGUGUAGAAAUAGUCUUAGAUUCAGCUGAUGUACAAACGUUUAUGGAACUGAUAUGCACUAGUGUUUUAUUCUAAACGCGUUUUUAGAAUUUGCAUCCUUUUAAUCGACAUUUCCUGUGUGUUUUUUUGGUGAGACCAUUUUUUUCUUUCUCCUUUUUUAUGUUAAAUAGAGGUCGUACUGUGUGAAGCGGCCGAGCUCGGCCGUUAGUACCAUUCAUUCUGUAGUUUCCGGAUUUCGUGUGACGUGCAGUAGGAGCGAACAAUCGGGUUUCCCACAGUUGUGCGUGUGUGUGUGUAACAGUGCGGUCGAAGAGCUGCCGUAUGAACCGUAUUGGUGUUGUUGUUGAUGAAUACCUCUAUGUGAGAAUAACCGACCCAUCCUCAAGUCUCUCUCCCACACUUCAGUGUUUUGUUUUUUUGUUUUGUUUUGUUUUGUUUUGAAGGGCAAAAUGGAGAAGUUUGUCUGUACUCUUUAUUUUUGUAGGAUUACUUUCAGAAACCUGAAGACUUAAGUAUGCAAACCUGUUAAUUUAAGUGCCAUUUUAUAGUUUCUUUGAGUGUGUGGGGGCGCCUGAUAUGUCGAAGGACGAUGCGAAAGGUUCAGAAUGGUAAAUUAUUAAAGUUUUAAUGAUUGUGUAAUAAUUUACCUGCAUGUUAAUGUUAUUCAGGUGUUUUUGCCUUAGUUUUGAAAACAUUCCAGUGGUUGAGAGUGCUGGUUCGGGAUUAGUUUCACGAGUAUCAGCAGUUCGCUGGUCCCGAAUCAGCAUUUUUAACCAGUGCGCGCACAGGCCCAGUGUAGGCUCUUCAGCUGGCUGCGCCUGAUUUCCCCAGCAGUGGUAGCGUGUUUUGGAUUCUUAUUUGUGGGUUUGUGUGCGUGCGUGUGUUUGGUUAUGUUUAUUGGAAAGUGGCAAACCUGGAUAUCGAGGCGCAUGUCGGUCUGUCAGAUUUCUCAGAAAGAUUGAGACGUAUCAGUACCUUUGUGGAAAUGAAAAAAACAAAAGAAAGCAGCUUGAUCUGAUUAGAUAUCACUGACACCGACAUGCAGCUACUGAUGACCUAUAUGUCAGAACAUAUCUAGACUCCUACUUUUGUCCCAUGCUUCUUUCUCGUCCUUUAUGACAACGAGCUCACUCGUCUUUGUCCGUGCUAUGUAGAACUGAACGAUGCAUUUUCGGACUGUGGGGUGAAACGUUGUGCUUUGUUCCCAUCACUGUUGUCUGAGUAAAGAAUGCACCGUUAGGAUAUGCAGUAGUCACGCACCUCUUGUUUUGUAAACACUAAUAUAUUUAAUUUGUUAUACAGCACACGAACAUUAAACUCUAUUUUUUGAGAUCUGA
Colossoma macropomum (tambaqui) is the source of this 5289-nucleotide messenger RNA. It is a transcript of the gene nab1b, whose product is annotated as NGFI-A binding protein 1b (EGR1 binding protein 1). The transcript is spliced from 9 exons. Bases 365 to 1876 code for a protein of 503 amino acids. Gene Ontology annotation, cellular component: nucleus. Gene Ontology annotation, biological process: negative regulation of DNA-templated transcription. NCBI's taxonomy places the organism in Eukaryota, Metazoa, Chordata, Actinopteri, Characiformes, Serrasalmidae. Gene Ontology annotation, molecular function: transcription coregulator activity; transcription factor binding. The record is from RefSeq and is a predicted model, not a curated record.